AUCGGAGCGCUUAAUUUGAGUCCACAAUUAAAGUGAGAAUUUUCCUGAAGAAGAAGAAGAACUUUUCCUUUUUCUCUUUGCUUUUUUUUUCCCUCUUUUUUUGUGUGUCAAUGAAAUGGGAGAAAUGGAGAUCGAAGAAAUCGAAGCUGUUCUUGAGAAAAUCUGGGAUCUACAUGACAAGCUUAGCGAUGAGAUUCACUUGAUUUCGAAGUCUCACUUUCUCAAAUCGGUGAAACCUUCUAAUAGAUCGGAGAAGAGGAAGAAUCCUCACGGAAAUUCCGGCGAAGAUAAGCGACCAGGUUAUGUUUUCAUCAAAGGAUUCGCCGUCGAUGAUAACGACUCCACGAUUCAAGAGGCGAAGAGUCUCAACGCAAUUCGAACCGCUCUUGAGAACCUUGAAGACCAGCUUGAGUUUUUCCAUACUAUACAUACACAGCAACGAACAGAGAGAGAUCUUGCAAUUGCUCGGCUUGAACAGAGCAGGAUAUUACUAGCAAUGAGAUUGGCUGAACACCACGGCAAGAAUUAUGGAGUCUUAGAGGAAGCUCUUGCAUUUGUUGGGAGCAUUAAAACCACCUCGCAUUACGUUUCACCUGAUCACCUCUACGAUUCCUCUCCAAACCCAGACGGAGCAAACUCUACUCCUGGUGGAAUAAAGUCAAACUUUGUGAUCAACGCCUUUGCCUCAACUUUCGGGUUUGCAAAAAGAGCACUUGGAUUCAACCAUGUGAAAGGUGUACUUGGAAACGCUGCUAUAUUUGCCAUUAGCAUGGUCGCUAUGCUACAUCUUCACCAAGUGGCUACUAGUGAACAUCAUCUACAGAAGAAAGAAGACAGAUUCUACAGAAGCCAACAGAGGAAAACAUACGGAAGAGAUAAGUCUUCAGGUGACAGAAGUUUGGACCACUUGGAUGUGAUGAUGGCUCGUGGUUAAGACCAGGGAUCAAACUUGUCUACACGUGUUGAUACUCGGAUGCAUUUUGAUAAAAGACAUAACGAGAAAAACUAAGAAGAGAAGAGAUAAUUGUUUGCUCUCUCAUACGAUCUUCUAGGUUUCGAUAUUAUCAGUAAAGGGAUAAGAAUUUGGAGGCAAAGUGUUGGAAUUUUCUGAGCUCAUCUGAUGCAAAUAUUGUUCUUUUCUUCUCGUUUUGAUUUUCAAUCACUGUGGUUAUAAAGUUUUGUUUGUUUU
This is a messenger RNA of Arabidopsis arenosa, 1189 nucleotides long. NCBI's taxonomy places the organism in Eukaryota, Viridiplantae, Streptophyta, Magnoliopsida, Brassicales, Brassicaceae. The record is from the annotation of a GenBank genome assembly.